AUGCCGGACAAGGAUGAUCUCCUCGCAAUGGGCUUCGAGCCCGCCCGUGUCGACUGGGCGCUGCGCUCCACGGGCAACUCGGGACUGCAGUCGGCUCUCGACCAUUUGGAAGCCAAUGAAGGCAAGCCUGUACCAGAUGUAGCUCAGCAGACCACCACCACCCCAGGCUCAGGCUCAGCAGGCGGCGGCGGCAACGGUCCCCCAGGCGAGUACGACGAAGAGGAACAGGCCGCUCUCAUGGAGAUGCUCAAGACCAAGGGGCAAGGAGCUGUAGACGCUGCUACUGGCUCGUCGUCCGAUGGAGCAGGCAUGGAGGCCAAAUCCAUCAAAUGCACCGACUGCGGCAAAGUCCUCAAGAACUCGGCCUUUGCCUCCUUCCACGCCGAGAAGUCCGGCCACACCAACUUUGAAGAGUCAACAGAGGAGGUCAAACCGCUCACGGAAGAAGAAAAGAAGGAGAGACUAGCAGAGCUUCGUCGCAAGCUCGCAGAGAAGCGCGCUGCCCAGUCCACCGUAGACGCUCAGGAGGCUAAAGCUAACGAGCAGAUCAGGAGAAAGGCAGGGCAGGACAUGGCUGUCGCCAAGGAUGAGAUGGAGAAGCGCGAGGCGGAGAAGGAGCGUAAGAGAAAGGCGGCGGAAAAGAAGGCAGAUGCUGAGGCCAAGGCGAGAGUGAGGGAGCAGAUUGAGGCGGACAAGAGGGAGAGGGCGGAGAGGGUUGCGAGGGAGAAGGCGGCAAGGAGUGGGCAAACUACACAAGCCACGCCGGCAGCAGCAGCAGGAGCAGCGCCGGCACCUCCUCCGCAGGCCAAGGCGGCCUCUACGGCCAAUGAGUCGAGGCUGAGAAUCAGGGCGCCCGGAGGACAGUGGAUGGGCACCGUGCCUGCUGAGACGACGCUGAAGCAGGUCGAGCAAAUGGUGGUCGAUGCUGGGAACGCGGCAGGGCCGCUGAAGUUCUCUCAAACCUUCCCCCGCAAGUUCUUCACUGACGAGGAGAAGCAGAAGACGUUGCGCGAGCUUGGGCUGGUGCCCAACGCGGCGCUAGAGGCUGCUAAUGCGUGACGAUGAGAAAAGAGAGGAGGCCAGACAGAGGAGAAUUAGGGCCCGCGAUCCCCACUUGAUGACAUCAUCACCAAAGCUCCAGUAAAGAGC
This is a messenger RNA of Jaminaea rosea, 1149 nucleotides long. RefSeq lists its product as hypothetical. Lineage: Eukaryota; Fungi; Basidiomycota; Exobasidiomycetes; Microstromatales. The record is from RefSeq and is a predicted model, not a curated record. Gene Ontology annotation, molecular function: protein binding. The transcript has 3 exons. The coding region runs from base 1 to 1059 and encodes 352 amino acids.